CACUUUCACCAAGUCGGCCCAUCAAGCAAGGAAACGUCAGCUUCAGACACCAAGACGCUUGAAGCUCUAAAUCGACCUAUUGAUACAUCAAACAAGCGGCCUGACGACAUAGUCAACCAACAGCAACCGCCCCAAUGGCUGGCGGCGUACAGGGCUUCGUGAACAAAAAACACCAGCAAUAUGGCGGCACCGAGAACGAGACGCCUCUGUCACAGGCAGAAAUUCAACAGCGCAAGACUGCUGUCCGUGACCUGGGAUUGAAAGCCCCGGGACCAGCAGCUGGUCGGAGGAGCCUGUCGACUUCUGGACCCGGCGUGCCAUUUCGAGAUGGGGUCACUGGGCCAGCCAGAGCUGCCUCCCCACUUGCCAUGCAACAGGCUGGUGCCCAGAAUGGUUUUGCUACUCAAGGCAGAACUCAAGGCAAUGGACAGGGCCAAGCAUAUACCCAAAGAGAAUCUAUGUGGGCUGAAUCGAGUCUCGGAUCUGAUUCGUUGUUCACUGUUAAAGACAAGUCAUUCGGUCACUUCUACAGCGAUGACGAGUUGCAAGGUCAACACGUUGAGGGACAGGAUCAAGAUGUUGGAUUAUCUGACCAACGAUCUGACAGUGAUCCGGAAGAGGGGGAAGCUGAUCAGAACAUGGCCGGAUACCACAAUGCCAAUCCCAGACAGCCGGGGAUAAGCCAAGCCAGCAUCCCAAUGAGAGGGGUCAUUACACGCCGCUUCGAACCUAAGAUGCAGCAACAGCAGCGACCUGUUACGGAAACCGCCCCUUCCAACGGCAAACGGGCAUCGAAUGGCUCUGUAAAGAACUACAACCAGAAAACCAUGCCAGGGCGUGGGCACCAAGUACAGAAAGAUGGAGACCAUCAGCAGGAGGUAGAUGCGUUUGCUCCCUCUGAAGUCGACGAAGAUACCAUACACUCAAUUGGUGGUAAUGGUGGAAAGCAUCCCCGGAAGGGUUCCAAACGGCAAGCAGAAGAUAUUUCCAACAUUGACUUUGACCACAAGACGCUCUACGAGAUGUCAUACGCAGACCUCGAAAAGCAGCCAUUCGACGAGGAUCCAAACCAAGCCGAAAACUCCUCACUGACAGGUCUCUCCAAACCCCUCGACGACCGCAUGAAGAUGUUCCAAAAUGCGCCAGCGGAAAAUCAAGCGGCGUUUCUCGCCACGCUGUCCAUCGAUGAGUGGGAGGACGCGGGCGAGUGGCUCAUGAAGCAGUUCGGCACUGUAAUGGGAAAGGUUGCGGAUGCUCGACGUGAGAGACGGAAGAUUGCGGCUGAAUUUGAGGAGAGGCUUGCUGCGAGGGAUGCAGAGGUCAGGAAUAAGAUUGAUGGUGUGGAAGAUGCGUUGAAUUUCUUGAAAGAUGGAGGAAAUGACUUGUUGAGGGGGAAGACGCCGAUUUAGUGGCUUGUGGGAUGAUACUUUUUGUUAUUUACAAUUUGCUGGAAGGGCUUGAGGAUGACAUGGCAUGUAUUUAACUGGAAGAGCCUGAAGAUGACAUGGCAUAAAUUUAGCUGGAGCAAGCACAGAACGGUGGCGAAAAGGAGGGAGGGGCUAUUGCUGCAUCAUAUACCCAUUUGCUUUAUCUACAGCUUUCAAUCAAAUCAGAAAUCAUAUCUGC
Pseudogymnoascus verrucosus is the source of this 1626-nucleotide messenger RNA. RefSeq lists its product as uncharacterized. Gene Ontology annotation, cellular component: RNA polymerase I core factor complex. The coding region runs from base 135 to 1409 and encodes 424 amino acids. The transcript has a single exon. Gene Ontology annotation, molecular function: TBP-class protein binding; RNA polymerase I core promoter sequence-specific DNA binding. The record is from RefSeq and is a predicted model, not a curated record. Gene Ontology annotation, biological process: nucleolar large rRNA transcription by RNA polymerase I. Lineage: Eukaryota; Fungi; Ascomycota; Leotiomycetes; Thelebolales; Thelebolaceae.